AUGGAGAACACAGUGUACGGUAAAUUACUUAUUGGGUCCCUUAAUAUUAAUGGUUUGAAUAAUAAACUAGUAGUGCUACUAAGAGAUUAUGCGUCCAUGAAAUUAGACAUCAUUGGCAUUCAGGAGACUCAUAAUCCAGGAAAUACUACGGCUGACUUUAAUGAAUAUAAGUUGUUUUGUUCUGGUAUCACCCUUAAUAGCUGGUAUAAUAUCAUAAUCUUAGGAGACUUGAGAAUUGGCAAAAACGAGGAAUAUGAUAAUAAUAUUAUUGGAAGUGCCAGCAUGCAGCAAAUCAAUAAGGAGGAUAGCAUCAGAUUACUGGAUUUUUGCAGAACCAAAAAUCUGAAAAUAGUGAACACCUUUUUCAAUCAUAACGAGAUAAACACGUUUACUUUCAUGAGAGCUAAUCAAAAAUCUCAAAUAGAUUUUUUCAUAUCAAAUAUCCAUGAAUGGUUCGAGGAUGUUAAAGUGUCCACGAACAUCAAAUUAUCAGAUCAUAGAUUGGUAGUCGCAAAGAUGUUUGUAAAAAAUAUAUGGAAAUAUCAUCACAAAAAUAGCCCAAAUACACUAGGCUACAGAGUAAACUCUCUUAAACCCAUACUUCCAAGAAAACAAAUAAAGGCACAUUCACACGAAAAUCUACAAAUACUAGAUCAAGCGUUAAAAAGGAAAAGAGACAUUUUUUUAAAUACGACCGAAAAUAGAAAUGUAAAUGCUGUUUGGAAUCUUUUUAAAAGAAACAUCAUAGAGUCACACAAUACACUACCAAAUGUGAAUAUCUUUCUAAGGAAGGAAUGGAUAACAAACGAGACAGUAAUCAAAAUAAAUCAACUUAGAGAAGGAAAUAUUUUAAACAAAGACUUAUGGAAGGACAUACAAAAACGUUUGAGGAGUGAUAGAAGGACAUACAUUGCUAAGAAAGCUUUUGAAAUAGAUAAAGAUAUGAAGGACAAUAGAAUAUAUGAUGCAUAUAACAAACUGAACUAUUUUUGUAAACCCUACAGUUUUAAAAAAAUCCCAUCUCUAGUUCUAAAAAACGGAAAACAAGAUGAACAAUUAGCUUUAUGGGUAGAUUACUAUAUGAGGGUCUUUGACUCAAGAAAAGCCUUCUGCCAAACAAGCACAAGCGUACGCUCAAUCCCGCCUCCGUCUGGUUUUUCCACCGAUGAAAUAAAGAAAGCUAUCACUAAACUAUGUAAUAAUAAUAAAGCUCCUGGGCUUGACGAAAUAACUGCCGAACAUCUAAAAAGUGCAUCAAACACUAUAUCUUCCUAUCUAUUACCCCUCUUUAACAAAAUCUGGGAUAGUGGCGAAACUCCUAAAGAAUGUAAUAUCUCUUUAUUAUGUAAUUUUCCCAAAAUAAAAGACCCAAAAAGCUUCAAAGAUUAUCGGGCUAUUGCCCUAACAUUUACUGUUUCUAAAAUAUUCAUGGUUCUGAUAAAGAACAGAAUUUUGUCAUCUCGGCCAACCUUACUUCCGAAAUAUAUUUGUGCCUACAGGCCAAAGAGAAAUAUGCUAGAACUAAUUUUAGCACUAAAAAUAAUAAUACAAAAAUGUUGGAAAUACAAAAUUAACGCCUACCUCAUCUUAUGUUGA
Messenger RNA from Gordionus sp. m RMFG-2023, 1596 nucleotides. RefSeq lists its product as uncharacterized. The transcript has 2 exons. NCBI's taxonomy places the organism in Eukaryota, Metazoa, Nematomorpha, Gordioida, Chordodea, Parachordodidae. The record is from RefSeq and is a predicted model, not a curated record. Bases 1 to 1596 code for a protein of 531 amino acids.